AUGUCUACCUUCGUCGCCAAAGCUGCUGCUGACCUCACGAAGAUCGAACCCCUCAACGGGCUCAACUACCGCAGGUGGGCGGUGAAGCUAAUGAUCCAUUUCGAAGCCCUCGAAAUUGACUAUGUCGUCCUCAACGGUCCACCGGCGAACCUGCUAGAAGCUGUCCUGCCUGCACAACCAGUCACGACUGAUGAUGAGCAGUCAGACAAUGCAGCCACUGAACAGAAUGCAGCAGCAGCAGAUCCGAAGACGCCACUUUCGUCCAAGACAGACGAUCGAAUCCAAGACACUCGUACCAAGUACGAGCGCGAUAAUAAAACGGUAAGGGGUAUUCUGCUUCAUUAUAUGUCCGAUGCACUACUGGACAUUUAUGCCAGCCACAAGUGUGCCAAAACAAUAUGGGAUUUAUUGCGAAAGAAGUACGGCUCAGACGACGCAGGGCGGAAGAAAUAUGCCGUUGCCCGCUGGUUGAACUACAAAAUGAUGGAUGGUAAGCCAGUCAUUGAUCAAGUGCAUGAGUAUGAAAAUUUGGUUGGAGAUCUAAUCACCGAAGGUAUACCUGUAAGUGACGCCCUUCAAACUUAUUCUCUUCUUGAAAAAUUACCAGAAUCCUGGUCAGGAUUCCAAAAUAAAAUGAAACACGAGCCUAAGGAAUGUACAUGGGAAGAAAUGGUAAACCAUAUCAAUAUUGAGGAGGCAUUUUGCCUCAGGCAGAGCUCAAUUUCUUUUUCUGAAAAAAUGAAGGCUAAUGUAAUAGAAACGAGUGACAGGUCUAAAAAUGGAAAUGCUGGCCAAAAUAAAACCUGGAAAAAGAAUGUGAAAGUCAAUAACACCAACAACUUCAAAGCGAAUAAGAAUCACAAAGCAGGUAAAGGGGGACCAUGCUAUGUCUGCGGGAAGCAUGGUCACCGGGCAGCACAGUGCUACUACAAGAAAGGAGGAAAUGACCCGAAGGGAAAUCAAGGCGGACCCAAGAAUCAAGCCAAUGUGGUGGAAGAAAGUGAAGUGGUAGCAGCAGUAAUAACGCUUGAAGCAAACAUAGUAGAAGAUUCCAAAGAAUGGGUCGUGGACACCGGAGCUUCACGUCAUUUCUGCUCAAAUAAAGGCCUCUUCAAGAACUUCCAGGCAAUUGCUCAAGGACAAGGUGACCAAGUCUACAUGGGAAACGAUAGCAUGGCUGAGGUAAGAGGUAGUGGUAGUGUAGAAAUAAAGCUGUGCUCUGGCAAAAAUUUACUAUUGAGCAAUGUAAUGUAUGUACCCACUCUGCGUAGAAACUUGGUCUCGGGGCCGCUGUUGGUCAGAGCCGGGAUCAAGUUGGUGUUUGAAUCUGAAAAAAUGAUCAUGAGUCGCAGGGGGGAAUACUUGGGAAAAGGGUAUUUGCGUGGGGGGCUGUUUGUGUUGCCUCUCAUUGCAUUUACCAACGAGAACAUUACAAAUAAUGCGAAUAAAGUAAAUAACGUGGCCAGUGGUUCUGGCAAUUCUGCUUAUAUUGCUAUCUCAUUUGAUAUGUGGCAUGCUAGCUCUCAAAGGGACGAACCAACCUUGUUCCCACCCUCACAGAGUGAGUAUGAUCCUGAUCAGCUCAAAAGGAGCAAGAGACAACGAACUGAAACAAGCUUUGGUUCAGACUUUAUCACAUACAUAACUGAAUUAAAAGAUAUAAAUGAGCUAUCUGAACAGUUUGUAUGUCAGUUAAUCCUCGAGGAGGAGCCAAAAACGUUCGAGGCAGCUAUGCGCUCAGUUGAUGCUGUGUUCUGGAAAGAGGCUGUCCAGAGUGAACUGGACUCAAUAAAGUCUAAUCACACGUGGGAGCUAGUAGAGCUUCCAAAAGGAGCAAAACCUAUUGGUUGCAAGUGGAUUUUCAAAAGAAAAUUGAGACCAGAUGGGUCGAUAGAGAGAUUCAAGGCAAGACUCGUAGCAAAAGGUUAUAAACAGAAGUUUGGAGAAGACUACUUCUGUACCUACUCGCCUGUGACAAAAAUAGCUACAAUACGAGUGCUAUUUGCGCUGGCAGUAGCGCACAAGUGGACAGUCCACCAAAUGGACGUCAAGACAGCUUUCCUAAAUGGAGAUCUGGAGGAAGAGAUCUACAUGGAACAACCGUCUGGGUGUGUUGACCCAGGACAAGAAGGAAAGGUGUGUAGACUCGUAAAGUCCCUUUAUGGACUAAAACAAGCCCCUAAACAAUGGAAUGAAAAAUUUCAUAGAACACUAAUGGAAUUGGGGUACACAGUCAAUAGAUCAGAUGCAUGCCUAUACUCAAAACAGUUUGAGUCAAGCAUGGUACUCAUCUGCAUCUAUGUAGAUGACAUGCUAAUCUUCAGCCCUAAUGUCAGUGCAAUAAUAGAGACAAAAAGGUCCCUAUGUGAGAAAUUUGACAUGAAGAACUUGGGGGAGGCCGAUGUGAUACUUGGGGUGAAAGUUAUCCAGAGUGGGAGUAACUACAAGUUAUCACAGAGUCACUAUACAGAAAAGCUGUUAAGAAAGUUCAACAGCUUUGAAGUGACUCCGGCUCCAACUCCUUAUGACUCCAGUGUCAAGCUGACGAAACACACUGGAACAGGGGUAGCACAAGAAGACUAUGCAAAGAUCAUAGGGAGUCUGAUGUUCUUAAUGAACUACACCAGACCUGAUAUUGCUCUAGCAGUAAACCGACUCAGUCGUUACACACACAACCCAAGUGAAGCACAUUGGCAUGCACUAAAACGUGUGUUGCGCUACCUGAGAGGUACAGUAGAGUGGGGGCUUAACUACACUGGGUUUCCAAAUGUCCUAGAAGGAUACUGUGACGCAAACUGGGUCAAUGACAGUGAUGAUGUCAGCUCCACCAGUGGGUAUGUUUUCACCAUGGGUGAAGCAGCUGUGUCCUGGAAAUCAACCAAACAGUCCUGCAUAGCCAGAUCAACAAUGGAAGCUGAGUUCAUAGCCCUUGAUCUGGCUGGCCAAGAGUCUGAAUGGUUAAGAAACCUACUGGCAGACAUGCCGCUGUGGGGGAAUUCCACUCCGUCAAUCCAUAUACACUGUGACUCACAAACUGCUAUCUGUGUAGCAAAGAACAGCAUGUAUAACGUGAAGAGAAGACACAUAAGAGUCAGACAUGAGUCUGUACGACAGUUAAUAGUGAAUGGGGUAAUCACCCUAGAGUAUGUGAAAUCCGAGAAAAACAUCGCAGACCCUCUAACGAAAGGGUUGAACAGGAAAGGCAUCCUCGAUACAUCGAGGGAAAUGGGGUUAAAAUGA
Ipomoea nil (Japanese morning glory) is the source of this 3240-nucleotide messenger RNA. RefSeq lists its product as uncharacterized. Lineage: Eukaryota; Viridiplantae; Streptophyta; Magnoliopsida; Solanales; Convolvulaceae. The coding region runs from base 1 to 3240 and encodes 1079 amino acids. Gene Ontology annotation, molecular function: zinc ion binding; nucleic acid binding. The record is from RefSeq and is a predicted model, not a curated record. The transcript has 2 exons.